AUAUAGCACUCUUUACUCCAAGCACCAGAACCACCACCUAGGGUUUCUCCGAUUCUUUAAUCUAUUGAACUCCAAUCCCUAACCCUAGACAAGGAAUUCAUUUUCAUCCUUAUGCGCAAUCAAAAUCAACGGUGAUUUCCCUCGAAUUCCACCAUACUACUAGUACUAGUUUAUCCAAUUCCUCUGUCUCUCUCUCCUUGUCCGUCAAUCUAUGGGGAGCAAAGUCAAGGACGAGCUGGUAUCCACAGUCCGAUCCAUCGUCGGCCUCGAGUACUCCACCAUGGACAUAAUCCGAGCCCUUCACAUGGCCAACGACGACGUCACGGCCGCGAUCAACAUCUUAUUCGACACCACCCCCAGCUUCAAAACCAAAGACAAAUCCGCAACUCGCAACGCAAGCUCCUCGAGAAUUCCAAAUAGCAACGAGACGGUAAACCGCGCAGUGGAUUCGACUUCAUCGGACGGUACUCCAAACCCCGGCAGUGGGGUUAGGAGUGUUGAUAAUAGUACUGAACCCACGAGGGGUUUGAGUUCGAGUCCAAUUGGGAGUGAGUGGUGGCUCGUGGGUUGCGGUGAGGUUUCUGGGCUUUCGACUUGUAAAGGAAGGAGGCUGAAGCCCGGUGAUGAGGUGGGUUUCAAUUUUCCGAUGAAGAGUGCGUCUGCUGCACCCUCGCCGGGGAAGUUUGGUGGUCGCGGGCGACAGGUGGCUGCUUGUUCUGAGAUUGUGAGGUUCUCUACAAAAGACUGUGGGGAGAUUGGUCGAAUACCUAAUGAGUGGGCACGAUGUCUCUUGCCCCUUGUGAGGGAUAACAAGGUCCGAAUUGAGGGUUGCUGUAAAUCUGCUCCCAUUGUAUUGGGCAUUAUGGACACCAUUGUGUUGUCUGUCAGCGUGUACAUCAACAGUUCCAUGUUUCGGAAAAAUCACCAAACUUCGCUCAAAGCAGUCACCAACUCAACUGACGAAACAGUUCAUCCUCUGCCAACCUUGUUCCGCUUGCUAGCACUGACACCUUAUAAGAAGGCAGAAUUUACUCCUGCUGAUUUGUACACAAGGAAGCGACCUUUAAAUUCAAAGGACAGCUCUGAUGGUCCUACUGCACUGCUACACAUCAACAAGUUUAAGACUCAGUCUGUGAAUGGAAAUGAAGUUGAAAAUGAGGAGUCCAUUUCAGAUGCUGAUCUUGAGAAUAUUGUUGGCGUUGUCAAUAGCUCUGAGUUAGAGGAAAUGGAAUCCCCGAGCACUCUUCAAUGUGAACUUCGCUCCUACCAGAAACAGGCUCUUUAUUGGAUGAUUCACUUGGAGAAGGGACAUUGCAGGGAUGAGGCAGCAACAACGCUGCACCCAUGUUGGGAGGCGUAUCGUCUUGCAGACAAGAGGGGGCUUGUUGUCUAUUUGAAUGCAUUUUCGGGUGAUGCUACAAUGGAGUUUCCAAGCACCCUUCAAAUGGCCAGGGGAGGAAUUUUGGCAGAUGCUAUGGGACUUGGGAAGACAAUAAUGACCAUAGCUCUCCUUCUUGCUCAUUCGGAAAGAGGUGGAUCAUUAGAUAGUCCUUCCACGAGUGGAGCCUUCGUUGAGAAUAGCAAUACCGAUGGCAUUUCAGAUCAAUCUCCAACUUUCCUGAGUAAAGACACAAAAUUUUCUGGUUUUGAUAGCCUUGUGAAGCGAAAGUACUCCCUUAUUGGUGGUGGCAAUCUGAUUGUAUGUCCCAUGACGCUUCUGGGCCAGUGGAAGGCAGAGAUUGAAACUCAUGCACAGCCUGGGUCUUUGUCUGUCUAUAUUCAUUAUGGACAAAGCAGACCAAAGGAUGCAAAAAUUCUUGCUCAGAACGAUGUUGUACUAACCACCUAUGGAGUUUUAGCCUCAGAAUUUUCAACAGAGAAUGCUGAAGAUAAUGGGGGACUAUACUCAGUGAGGUGGUUUAGGUUGGUGCUUGAUGAAGCACAUUCCAUUAAAUCUUCUAAGAGCCAAAGUUCUGUAGCUGCAGCUGCACUUACUGCUGAUCGCCGUUGGUGUCUUACUGGUACUCCUAUCCAGAACAACCUGGAGGACAUUUACAGUCUCCUUCGCUUUUUAAGGGUUGAACCGUGGGGGAACUGGGCAUGGUGGAAUAAACUGGUCCAAAAGCCUUUUGAGGAGGGCGACGAGAGAGGAUUGAAGUUGGUUCAGUCCAUCUUGAGGCCAAUUAUGUUAAGAAGGACGAAGUUUAGCACAGACAAAGAAGGCAGGCCAAUUUUAGUUCUGCCUCAUGCAGAUGUUAAAGUGGUAUAUUGUGAACUCACAGAAGCUGAAAAAGAUUUCUAUGAAGCUCUGUUUAAAAGAUCCAAGGUUAAAUUUGAUCAAUUUGUUGAGCAAGGACGGGUUCUCCAUAACUAUGCUUCUAUUCUGGAACUGCUAUUACGGCUUCGCCAGUGUUGUGACCAUCCAUUUCUCGUAAUGAGUCGAGGUGAUACUCAAGAAUUCUCUGAUCUAAAUAAGCUUGCCAAACGUUUCCUCAAGGGCGGUCAGGAUCUUGUCGAAGGGGAGGCCAAAGAUGUGCCUUCACGGGCUUAUAUUCAGGAGGUGGUGGAGGAGUUGCGCAAGGGGGAGGAGGGAGAGUGCCCAAUAUGCCUUGAAGCAUUUGAAGAUGCGGUAUUGACUCCUUGCGCUCAUCGAUUAUGCCGAGAAUGUUUAUUGGCUAGUUGGCGUACUGCUACAUCUGGGCUUUGCCCUGUUUGCAGGAAGACUAUCAGCAAGCAAGAUCUUAUUACAGUGCCUACUGAGAAUCGAUUUCAGAUAGACAUUGAGAAAAAUUGGGUGGAAUCAACGAAAGUUGCUGUUCUGUUGCGGGAGCUAGAAAAUGUUCGCUCAUCAGGCUCUAAAAGCAUCGUUUUUAGCCAAUGGACAGCAUUUUUAGACCUUCUACAAAUUCCUCUCUCUCGGAGUAACAUUCCUUUUGUUCGUUUGGAUGGUACACUGAAUCUACAACAGCGUGAGAAAGUGAUAAAGCAAUUUUCAGAAGAAAGCAAUAUCCUGGUGUUGUUGAUGUCGUUGAAGGCUGGUGGAGUUGGAAUAAACCUAACAGCAGCAUCCAAUGCCUUUGUCUUGGAUCCAUGGUGGAAUCCAGCUGUUGAGGAACAAGCUGUCAUGCGGAUUCAUCGCAUCGGGCAAACUAAAGAAGUAAUGAUCAAACGGUUUAUUGUGAAGGGAACUGUUGAGGAAAGAAUGGAAGCAGUGCAAGCCCGGAAGCAACGGAUGAUCUCCGGUGCUUUAACUGACCAAGAAGUCCGAACUGCACGUAUUGAGGAAUUGAAGAUGCUUUUUACUUGAACUGGGGGAAGUCAGAGCAGAUAUUUUUUGCAACUACUUGGUGGGGUUGAGGGUUUUGCUCCAAUUGCUGUUCAAAUCAAGAUCUUGGAUACAACAACAAAAUGGUAGCUCUUCAUAUUGAGAGAGUGCAUGAAGUUGCAUUCUUCAUCUAUCGGGAGAAGCAAGCAUGUGGAAUUUGGCGGGGAGCCAGGGACAGAAUACCAUUGAUCUGGACUGAUGCGAAGCCCGAGUAUACGUGGUGUGGAGCAUGAAGAUGUCUAGUAACGUCCGAUAAAUUAACCUAUAAUCAUUGAAAUGUUUUUUUGGCAAACAGAGAUGUAAUCUAAUGUAAAGUUGGUUGUAUUAGUGUUAGAUGUACCAAACAGGGAUCCAGCAUUUCCUAACUUUAAUGUUGGACCCAUUGUACAACUUCAUUUGUUAGGAAAUUUCUUUGCAAGGUAAGUUAUUUUCUUUGUGGAUGGGAAGGAUAGUUCAAUGUUUAAAACUUCACCUGUUUAGUUAAUGUUUUCAGAGUGUAUAGGAAACAUUUUUGGUGGAA
Messenger RNA from Rhododendron vialii, 3845 nucleotides. RefSeq names its product DNA repair protein RAD5A. The coding region runs from base 212 to 3307 and encodes 1031 amino acids. The record is from RefSeq and is a predicted model, not a curated record. Gene Ontology annotation, molecular function: ATP binding; nucleic acid binding; hydrolase activity, acting on acid anhydrides, in phosphorus-containing anhydrides. Lineage: Eukaryota; Viridiplantae; Streptophyta; Magnoliopsida; Ericales; Ericaceae. The transcript is spliced from 20 exons.